CACGCGUACUUACUGCAUCUUUGUCGGCAGUCGGCAUGUUGUCUACAUUUCUUAAAGGGGUUAUGUAUAUGUUAAUAACAACGACGUUUAAUAAUAAACAUCUACAAGUGAAUGCCAUGGAUAAACGAGUUUUUAAGACUCAUCCUUAACAAUGGACUUUGGAGAAGAGCAUCCCACAAUUUUUGGACCACAAUUCAAACAUGGUGACGGUGAUGCUAGACAAAAUGCGAUAUGUUGGGAGAAUCUAGUACAAUCAUUGAAUUCGAUGGAAUUUGGGCUUAGGAGUUUGGAGAAAUGGAAAACGGUUUGGUUUUUAAAUCAUGACCGUAUAUAUUUAUCUAUAUCGCUCUUGUUGCACAAAUUAUAGACAGUAGUUUACAACUUAGGUUUACUAUAUACAACUGGAAAAAACUUUUGAUUAUUCUAAAGUUCUUUGAGAAUUUGUAUUUUAAACCUUCAAAGCACAAACCAGCUUCAGCAGCU
Acanthoscelides obtectus is the source of this 483-nucleotide messenger RNA. Lineage: Eukaryota; Metazoa; Arthropoda; Insecta; Coleoptera; Chrysomelidae. The record is from the annotation of a GenBank genome assembly.